This is a messenger RNA of Cokeromyces recurvatus, 5570 nucleotides long. RefSeq lists its product as uncharacterized. The record is from RefSeq and is a predicted model, not a curated record. Gene Ontology annotation, molecular function: glutamate synthase activity; oxidoreductase activity, acting on the CH-NH2 group of donors, NAD or NADP as acceptor; iron-sulfur cluster binding. The transcript is spliced from 2 exons. Lineage: Eukaryota; Fungi; Mucoromycota; Mucoromycetes; Mucorales; Mucoraceae. The coding region runs from base 9 to 5408 and encodes 1799 amino acids.
AAAAUUGGAUGAGAUCUCGUGAAGGGGUCAUGUUUUCAGAUAAGUUUGGUGAUGAAUUAGACUUGCUUUACCCCAUUAUUGAAGAAGGAGGAUCUGAUUCAGCUGCUUUUGAUAAUGUAUUAGAAUUAUUAGUUGUCAAUGGUGUUUUAACUUUACCAGAGGCAGUCAUGAUGAUGGUACCUGAAGCAUGGCAAAACAAUCAUCUAAUGACUCCAGAAAAGAAGGCCUUCUAUCAAUGGGCAGCUUCACUUAUGGAGCCUUGGGAUGGUCCUGCAUUGUUCACCUUCUCUGAUGGUCGUUAUUGUGGUGCCUCCCUCGAUCGUAAUGGUCUUCGUCCCUGUCGUUAUUAUUUGACCUCUGACGAUAUUAUGAUAUGUGCAUCUGAAGUUGGCACUGUCUUUGUUGAACCUCAAACAGUUGUUGAAAAGGGCCGUCUUCGACCGGGUCGUAUGUUACUCGUUGAUACUGUCAAAGGUAUCAUUGUUGAUAAUACUCAAUUGAAACUCGAAACAGCCAAGAAGAGACCAUUUGUUGAUUGGAUUAAGAACCAAAAGAUCACCCUCCAGCAGCUUGUAGAAGCUACCAAGGACACUUCGUUUGUUCAAUUAGAUGAUACUACAAUCCAUACCGAUCCUCGUUUGAAGGCAUUUGGCUAUACUUUAGAACAAUUUAAUCUCUUAUUACUUCCUAUGAUCUCUGAGGGUAAAGAGCCUCUUGGUUCAAUGGGUAACGAUACUGCCUUAGCCUGUCUCUCUGAUCAACCUCGUCUUUUAUUUGAAUAUUUCCGUCAACUCUUUGCCCAAGUUACAAAUCCUCCUAUUGAUCCUAUUCGUGAAGAAAUUGUUAUGUCUCUUGAAUGUUACGUAGGACCCGAGGGUAAUAUCUUGGAAGUCAAUGAAGAACAAUGUCGUAAACUGACAUUACCUUCUCCUAUACUUUCUAUGGAUGAAUUGGGUGCUAUUCAAUCUAUGGAUCAACUUUUCCCUGAUUGGAAGGUGGCUACCAUCGACACUACGUUUGAAAAGGCACUUGGUAUACAAGGCUAUAUGGAAGCCCUUGAACGUAUCUGUCAAGAGGUGACAAAGGCUAUUGAUGAUGGCUAUAAAAUUGUUGUUUUAUCUGAUCGUGCUGUUUGUGCUCAUCGAGUCGCUAUCUCUUCUUUGAUUGCCACAGGUGGUGUUCAUCACCAUCUUGUUCGAAAUAAGAAACGUAGUCGUGUGUCUUUGAUGAUUGAAACUGCAGAGGCACGUGAAGUUCAUCAUUUUUGUGUCUUAUUGGGUUAUGGUGCGGAUGCAAUCUGUCCUUACUUGGCUAUGGAAUCCAUGAUGAAGCUUCAUCGUGAACGUGCCAUUCGUGGUGAAUAUACGAUUGAACAGCUUAUUUACAAUUAUAAAAAGGCUAUCAACAAUGGCAUCUUAAAGGUGAUGUCCAAGAUGGGUAUAUCAACUUUAGCAUCCUAUAAAGGUGCACAAAUCUUUGAGGCACUUGGUGUUGACGAUACUGUCAUCAGUCGUUGCUUUGCAGGUACCGCAUCUCGUAUCAAGGGUGCUACCUUUGAUAUCUUUGCCUUGGAUGCAUUGACAUUGCAUGAAGCUGGUUAUCCAACUCGUAAUCGAAUUCAACCCCUUGGCCUCCCAGAAUCAGGUGAAUACCAUUGGCGUCAUGGUGGCGAAUCUCAUAUCGCAGAGCCUGCUAGUAUGGCCAACUUACAAGACGCUGUUCGUCGUAAGAAUCAAGAUGCUUAUGAUAUACACGCCAAGAAUUCUCAUGCUGCUAUUCAACGCUGUACCUUAAGAGGCUUACUCGAUUUCAACUAUGAAGAAUGUAAACCCAUCCCUAUUGAACAGGUUGAGCCCUGGACUGAGAUUGUAAAACGAUUUGUAACGGGUGCCAUGUCUUAUGGUUCUAUCUCUUGGGAGGCCCAUACAGCCCUUGCAGUCGCGAUGAACAAAUUAGGAGGUAAAUCAAAUACGGGUGAAGGCGGUGAAAAACCUGAACGUUCAGAACUCGAACAAGAUGGUGUCAAGUUACGUUCUGCUAUUAAACAGGUCGCCUCAGGCCGUUUUGGUGUUACAAGCUUUUACUUGUCAGAUUCAGAUGAAUUACAAAUCAAGAUGGCUCAGGGUGCAAAGCCUGGUGAAGGCGGUGAGUUGGCGGGCCCCAAGGUUUCUGAAGAAAUUGCGUCCACGCGUAAGACUACACCUGGUAUCGGCUUGAUCUCUCCUCCUCCUCAUCAUGAUAUUUAUUCUAUUGAAGAUCUUAAACAAUUGAUUUAUGACCUCAAAUCAGCUAAUCCACGCGCUCGUAUCUCUGUAAAGCUCGUCUCUGAAGUAGGUGUUGGUAUUGUAGCUGCUGGUGUGGCUAAAGCCAAAGCUGAUCAUAUCUUGAUUUCAGGCCAUGAUGGUGGCACAGGUGCAUCUCGAUGGACAGGUAUCAAGUAUGCUGGUUUACCUUGGGAAUUAGGUCUUGCUGAAACUCAUCAAACCUUGGUUCUUAACGACUUGCGUGGUCGAGUUGUAGUCCAGACAGAUGGUCAAAUCAAGACAGGUAGAGAUGUUGCUAUUGCCUGUCUAUUAGGUGCUGAAGAAUGGGGUUUUGCUACUACACCUCUUAUUGCUCUUGGUUGUAUCAUGAUGAGAAAAUGUCAUUUGAAUACAUGUCCUGUUGGUAUUGCUACACAAGAUCCAGUAUUGCGUUCUAAAUUCCAAGGCAAACCUGAACACGUUAUUAAUUUCUUUUAUUAUGUUGCAGAAGAAGUACGUACCAUCAUGUCCAAAUUAGGUUUCCGUACUAUCAAUGAUAUGGUGGGUCAUGCUGAAGUUCUCAAGUUUGAUAAUAGUUUGCGUACCUUCAAGACCGCUAAUCUCGAUCUCUCUCCUAUCUUGACACCUGCCAGCGCCUUACGUUCCGGUGUCCCUACACAUAACGUUGCAAAACAAAAGCACAAGUUGCAUACUCGACUUGAUAAUUACUUGAUUAGUGAAGCUGAACCUAUCUUUGAAGGCUGUGUGAAACAUGUGAAGAUUGAUACAACUGAGGUUGUCAAUACGGAUCGUGCACUUGGUGCUACUCUCUCUUAUCAUAUCUCAAAGAGAUUCGGUGAAAGGGGUCUUCCAGAAGACAGCAUUCAUGCCAUUUUCAAGGGUUCUGCAGGUCAAUCCCUUGGUGCCUUCUUGGCCCCUGGUAUCUUUUUCGAACUCGAAGGUGAUGCUAAUGAUUAUGUCGGUAAGGGUCUCUCGGGUGGUAAGAUUGUCAUUUAUCCACCUCGAUGUAGUUCUUUCAAGUCUGAAGAAAAUGUGAUUGUUGGUAACGUCUGUCUUUAUGGUGCCACAAGUGGUCGUGCAUUCUUUAGAGGUAUUGCAGCAGAACGUUUCUGUGUCCGAAAUUCGGGUGCCCUUGCAGUCUGUGAAGGUGUUGGUGAUCAUGGUUGUGAAUACAUGACAGGUGGUCGUGUGGUGAUCUUGGGUUCUACGGGUCGUAACUUUGCUGCUGGUAUGUCUGGAGGUAUCGCGUAUGUUUUAGAUAUGGAUGGAAAAUUCCAUGAACGUGUUAAUACUGAAUUGGUUGAUCUUGAAACUGUAAAUGAUGAUGAACGUAUUGCAGAACUUCGUGAUUUAAUUGAAGAUCAUCGUCAUUACACUGGCUCUGAAAUUGCCGAUCGUAUCCUGAAAAACUUUAAUGACUAUUUACCUAAAUUUGUGAUGGUCAUGCCAAGGGAGUAUGCUUCAUUAUUACAACGUCAACGUGAACUACAGGCACAAGAAUCCAAUAAGAAGAAGGCAGUAGAUGAUACCCCCAAGAGUUUAGUUCAAAAGCAAAGAUAUGAACCCGCUGUGGAAGACGUUGAGGAUAGUAUCUUGAAUGAAGAAGAGAUCCUCAAACGACGUGAGAAGCUUGACAAGUUGAGAGGCUUUAUGAAAUACAAACGUAAAUCCGAUCCUUAUCGUAAUGUCAAAAAGCGUAUAGGUGAUUGGGAUGAAGUCAACGUUCGUCUUAGUCGUCCUCAACUCCAUGAACAGGCUGCUCGUUGUAUGGAUUGUGGUACCCCCUUCUGUCAAUCCGAUACAGGUUGUCCUCUUGGUAACAUUAUUCCUAAAUGGAAUGAACUCGUUUACAAAGAUAACUGGAAGGAUGCCCUUGAUCGUCUCUUGAUGACGAACAAUUUCCCUGAAUUUACAGGUCGUGUUUGCCCCGCACCUUGUGAAUCAGCCUGUGUCCUUGGUAUCUCUGAGAAGCCUGUAGCGAUUAAGAGUAUUGAAUGUGCUAUUAUUGAUUAUGCCUUUAAGAAAGGUUGGAUGAUUCCCAAACCCCCUGCUCAACGUACAGGUAAAAGAAUUGCCAUUAUCGGUUCUGGUCCUGCUGGUUUAGCUGCCGCUGAUCAACUCAAUAAGGCAGGUCAUGUUGUCGUUGUUUAUGAUCGUAAUGAUCGUAUGGGUGGUUUACUUAUGUACGGAAUUCCAAACAUGAAACUGGAUAAAAAAAUUGUUCAAAGACGUAUUGAUCUCUUGGCCGCUGAGGGAGUUAAGUUUGUCACGAAUGCCAAUGUGGGUGUGAAUGUAGAUGUUCAAAAGCUUCGAGCAGAGAACGAUGUCCUCCUUGUUGCUACGGGUGCUACAUGGCCUCGUGAUCUCAAGAUCCCCGGUCGUGAAGCUGACGGUAUUCAUUUCGCUAUGGAUUUCCUUCAAGCCAACACCAAGAGCUUGCUUGAUUCAGGUCUCAAGGAUGGUAAUUACCUCUCUGCGAAAGAUAAAAGAGUGAUUGUUAUUGGUGGUGGUGAUACUGGUAAUGACUGUAUCGCUACCUCAGUGCGUCAUGGCUGCAAAUCUGUCAUUAAUUUUGAAUUAUUACCUUGUCCUCCACAAGAACGUGCGGAAGAUAAUGCAUGGCCUAAAUACAAAUUGGUCUUUAAGAUUGAUUAUGGUCAUGCUGAAGUCCAAGAGCAUUUUGGUAAGGAUCCUCGAGAAUAUUGCAUUCUAUCCAAGGAAUUUGUGACAGAAAACGGGGUUGUGAAAGGUAUCAAGACAGUUCGUGUUGAAUGGACAAAGGAUAGUGCCGGUCGUUGGGCUAUGGCUGAAGUACCUAAUUCUGAACACGUAUUUGAAGCUGAUCUUGUCUUGCUCUCUAUGGGCUUUGUGGGACCUGAAUCUCAAGUAAUUAAACAAUUAGAAGUGAAGCAAAAUGGUCGUAAUAAUAUUGAGACCCCCAAGGGCAAGUAUGUGACCAAUAUUCCUGGUGUUUAUGCAGCAGGUGAUUGUCGCCGUGGUCAAUCUUUAAUUGUCUGGGCUAUUAAUGAAGGUCGUAUGUGUGCUCGUGAAAUUGAUCUACAUUUGAUGGGUAGCACUAAUAUGCCUGUGACAGGUGGUAUUACUCGUAGAACAAUUAGUACAGAUACCUCUUCUUCUUCUUAAAGCAUAUAUAGAUAUCUAUAUCAUUUUUUUUCAUUUUAUAUUAUAGAAACAAAAAAAACAUCAAGUAUAUUUAUAUGUAAAUGCAUUUGUAUUAAUAUAAAAAAUAAAAUAAUAAUAUAUAAUAUUAAACAAUAAAUACAUUCAUACUUUGAUAUAAUAACA